Mycena citricolor is the source of this 3201-nucleotide messenger RNA. NCBI's taxonomy places the organism in Eukaryota, Fungi, Basidiomycota, Agaricomycetes, Agaricales, Mycenaceae. The record is from the annotation of a GenBank genome assembly.
CUGCCUUAUAUGGACUAAUCAAUCUCAUCUCCUUCUACGACGCGUAUCCACAUCCUCCUCUUUGUGUGGUCAUGACCCAGCUCACGCAACAGCAAUGUCUGCUGUUGAUUGCAGUGCAGUACUGGUACAUAGUCAGCACUGCGGCUGUGCUCAAAUGUUGGCAUCAGUCUACUGGCCAUCGGCGGCUUGCCGGCAGGUGCACUAUUGUCAUUUCCGCCGGAGUGGGCAGACACUCGGGGCAUGUGCGGUGUUAUCAGCAGCGGAAGAGCGACAGUAGACGCAUUUGUCACAAAAAGGUCACUAUCAGUCACGAUGUUACGGCGCGCGUUCACUUUGAUGGGACUACUAUAAAAGGAAAUCUAAAGGCAAAGUACAUUUGCCUUCGUGCCAUCCGAACAGGCUCUAAGAGGUGCAUGCGCUCGUGGAAAGCUCAGGAGAACCCCGCGUCUGUUCGCUUCGCCUUUUUCUUCUUUGAACGCCUUCUACUAUACUCUCCACGCCUUUGCUAUGUUCACCAAGUUCACCACCACUUUCAUCGCUUUGGCUGCUUUGAGCCUCGGAGUUGCUGCGAUCCCGGCUCCCGCUCUUGUUACGAUUGUCGCCAAUCCAUUUGGAGCGUCCGAUGGCAUCCAGACUGCAUCUGUCGCUGGUGUUGACUCUGCCGGACAUACCACAUACAUCAUGGAAGUACCAGAACUGCAAGGUGUCUCGGGCUCAGCCUCGCAGACCAUCGCUACGGUCACAGAGACUCUGAUUCAGGGCAACGACUACAUGUCCUUUGCGCUCUCGGCGAACGUUCCUGGCCUCGAUGUAUUCGUCACGUUCGACGGCUCAUUGAGCGGAGACAACCUCGUCCUCACCGCCACUGACUCUGCGGGCUCUGCGAUCGCGACGACGAUGUCCAACCUCGGCUCCGUGACAGUCGACAUCGUGAACGCGACUCCCACGGCCAGUGCCGGUUCUAGCCCCAGUGCUGGCUCGAGCCCCAGUGCCGGUCCCAAGCCCAGUGGAAGCACCAGCGUUUCUGGAAGUGCACCUGCCGCUUCGCACACUGGCGCUGCAAAUGCCAACACAGUUUCGAUGGGCGUUGCUGCCGCGGGUGCUCUCGUGGCUGCCUUUGUUCUGGCAUGAGGUCAAUAGACGUGGAUAACUAGCUUACAGCUUCGUAAUGAGCGAUAUGAGACUGCAACAACGUUCUUGGAUUGUUCAUGAACGUACUAAUCGUGUGUCUCGGACUGGUAACCUGAUCUCUGUCGGAUUCCACUGUAUUUCGUCUGAGGCAGAGCUCAAGAGUUGAGAACCACUAAAAUAGCCACUGAAACCAGAUUUCGUGCUCCGCACAAGGCCAUCCAUGGAGACUCCGGAAGAUGCCUCUGCUUGUCUUCACGAAUAUCUAACAAAAUUACCAAUUCGAGUGACCAGGCGUUGCUUGGUCAUGUUGUGACCACUUCCUUUCUUGGCAUGUCCAUCGACCUCGACUGGGGCAAGCUUGACAACUCUCUAGCCACCUCGCUGAUUGAGCUUCUCAAUCGACAACUCAAAAGCACACCACGUCCGUCAUUUAUCGGACCAGUCGAAGUCGCCGCUUUCGAGUUCGGCUCGAGGGCACCGGAUGUCGAGCUCGUCGACCUGCGUGAUAUAUACCGCGACUUCCUGGAAGACGAUGAGUCGGAGUCGGGCGGAGAGCCGGUGAAAGCGACAGAGGAAGCGGCCGUGGAAGACGAUGACGGAUUUGAAUGGGUCUCGCGGCGCGCAGCAACGCGGGAAGACGCGCUUGGCUACCAACACCUCCCUCCGCAUGUGCGCUACGGGCCUCGAACGGCGGGCGCGACGACGGAUAUGUUUUCCUCUGUGCCCUCACUGCGAUCGAGCCCGGACUUGUGGAACGGGGGUAUGAGCAGUCUGCCAAGCUUGGGGCCUAGUAUGGGCCCGGUGUACUCUGGUUACUCGCCCAUCUACCGCAGUCCGCUUUCUGCCCCGCCAUUCCAUGCAUUCCAACGGCUGUCUACUAAUCGAGAACCGUCUCCGUCCAUCUCUUCGGUGUCCACAAAAGACCCUUCUCCGCCAAAUCCGUCACCCGCUUCCCCGGCUUUGCCAGAGCCAGCCACCAACGCCCAGCCGAAUCUGCAGCUUCAUCUGCACAUCCACUGGCCUUCAGACCUCCGGCUCACACUCACGACGUCCCUGCUGAUCAACUACCCUACCCCGUUAUUCAUGUCGCUCCCCAUCAAGCUGUGUGUCACGGGGCUGGUGUUCACCGGGGAGGUCGCCGUCGCAUACGAAGGCGCGCGGAAACGCAUGCACCUGUGCAUCCUGGACGAUCUGGAUCCCUACGGGCCCGCCGCCGGAGCCCCGCGUCCGCGGCGCGACUCCGCCGACAUCACGCCCCCGGACGCCUACCCAGAGUCGGCCGUCGACGCGCCGCUGGGGGCCUCGUACCCGCGGACGGCGAAGCCUCUACCCGUGGGCCAGCGGCUGCUGCCCUCGAUCCUGAUUGAGACCGAGAUUGGGCAGACGGACAAACACGUGCUGAAGAACGUCACGCGGGUCGAGUGGUUCAUCCAGGAUGUGAUCAGGAAGACGGUGGAGGAGGAACUGGUGUUUCCGAACUUCCACACGCUGCUUAUGGGGGAUCCUGAGCCGGAUCCGGAUCCAUAGGACUCGCCGUUGUGAAUGAUGUAUCGAUUAAUCUGUACCUCACUUUUCAGCGAUGAAUGAGCUCUCGGCGCUCAUCUCGCUGUUGGGUCGAUUUGGGGCAUCCUGUGCAUGUCCAGUAGGGGCUUGGGCGGCCCAUCCUGACCUAUCAUGGAGUAAUGACCGUGUUUACGUCGUACCAAUCUAUCAGUAAAGUAUUCAAAGUUUGCGACUAAUGGUUAGCUAUCCGACCAGUUUCGCAUCGCCUGACUGCAAAAGAAUUGAACAAGAUCCGCUAGUCACUUUCGGACUGGGAGAUCUCGACAUUGCCCACUAGAAUUCUGAAUUUUGAGAGUAGAGUCAGUAGACUGUCUAAAUGAUGAGGAAAUGAGCGAGAUACUGUCACAUCAAGUGCAAACUCUCCGAAUGAAGUCUAAGGGUAGCAAGCGGAUGAAAAAGAAAAAUAUUGAGAUCCGUAGAUCUACCACUCCGGAAAAGCGUGUCAUCCUUGUGCAGGGGCCAUGCUAAUCUUCUCUGUAUCGUUCCAAUUUUUCGUAUGACACCCCG